Messenger RNA from Macrosteles quadrilineatus (aster leafhopper), 1782 nucleotides. RefSeq names its product aminoacyl tRNA synthase complex-interacting multifunctional protein 1-like. Lineage: Eukaryota; Metazoa; Arthropoda; Insecta; Hemiptera; Cicadellidae. The transcript has 6 exons. The coding region runs from base 1258 to 1734 and encodes 158 amino acids. The record is from RefSeq and is a predicted model, not a curated record.
UCAACUUAUCUUGUCUGAAAAGUCACAGUUUCCACAUUCAAGAUGUAACACAAGCUAAGUUCAUUCAAAGAUUUUUUUUAAGAAGUUAGUAGUGAUGAAUGUGUUUGUUGAUGACCGUUUAGUAUCAAAGAAAAGUUGGAAAUCUCUGAGCCAAUCAUGAUGGAUGGGAGUAAAGACGUGGAAGGUCACUCGCAAGACAAAUCUGAAGCUAAAGACAACACUUCUACACAGGUAUGUGAAGAGAAAGCUGAAGACAAUUCCGGUACCAUCUUGAGUGAUCCAGCAACUGCUGAAAAUGGAGAAAUCUCCGAAGAAAAAAAAUCACUGGUUGAAAAUGACAUUCCAGACGAUCCAUUUUUGAAACCUCCGGAUGACUUACAAGCCAGGAUCGAAGCGUUGAUUGACAAGCGUUUAGCUGAAUCCCAAAAAAGGGAACAAGACUUGAGAGAAAACAAAAAAACAGCUUAUGAGUUUUCAUCUGAGAAAGUUUUUAGAGGUAAAUUUCUCGAGCCGAUUCAUGAUGAACACGGGGACAUUAUAGGUUACAAAAACCCUCUUCACAUCGGACACCUUGAUCUCAAAGUGGGCCAAGUACUCAUGGUCGGGCGUCACCCAAAACCAUCCAAGGGACGUCGUUACGUCGAAACUAUCAGCAUUAAUCCAAAUGUCAAACUAUCUAAUGAUUUUAUGGGAUCUUUGGAAGACGUACAAAAAAUAAAGGAAGAAAGAAGAUUGGUUGUAGAAAGUGGCCUCAGUAAACGAUACAGCUCACUAGAUUUGGAAAAUCUAAAAAUAGUUGUUUUAUGCAAUCCCAAACCUUUUACAAGCAGGGGAGUCGAGUCAAAAGUUGUUGUACUUUGUGCAAAGAAGGGGGAUGAAAUAGAACUUCUCCAGGCACCCAGAAAAGCACAACUUGGAAGUUCGAUCCAUGUAAAAGGGUAUGCGAAAAACCCACAAAAGCCUUAUGUUGUGAACGCAAAUGGACUUAUUGAAAAUGACUUAUGGGUAAAUAAAGACAAACAAGUGGUCUUUAAAGACAAGCCUUUACAAGUUGAAGGUACUGAAGGAUACAUUACCACACGUACUUUGAGUGAUUGCAGUGUGUCUAAUGUGAUGGGGUACGACUUUAUCUAGUGAGAACAUGUUUUGUACAAUAUCUUGAGAUACGUUUGGCGAAACUGUUCAGUCAAAGUUCCUGGUCCCAUUGACUUCCGCAGAUUUGACAUCAGAAUUGCUCGCAUCCAUCAUAUAUUUCCAAUGGAGAAGUUCAUCGAUGGCUGUACCAACAACAUGCAUAAUAUGCAUUAUUAUAAAGGACCUGAAGACGACCUUGAUAUGGAUAUUAAACUAGUUAUAAAUGACGUGGCAAAGCACUAUCCAGAAGAUGCUCUCAUUGACAAAAUGGUGGUGAUGCUCUGCAACUGCUUCGUAACUGAAAUCGAUCAGUUUAAGAACAGAGGAAAGUUUCUCUGUGCAGUUUCGGGAGAUAAGGUAGAGUUGUUGCUACCCCCGCCUGGUGGAUCAGAGGGGGAUGAGGUGAUAGUGGAUGGUUUCCCCAGAGACCCUGAUGAACCCUUCAUGAUGCCCCACGAGCAUGCGUUCGAACUCGUCUCUCCGGACUUCAAGGUGGACUCCAGUGGUCAAGCUGUCUACAAAGACAUCCCUCUCAAGGUGGAAGGGAAAGGGAUCAUUAAAGCAGAAACUCUUUAUGACUGUCCAAUCAAAUUCCUCUGAAUGCUUUUGUAAUUUUCAUCGAGGUUAUCAUUAAAAAAAUUGGGAGCU